Pongo pygmaeus (Bornean orangutan) is the source of this 3760-nucleotide messenger RNA. RefSeq names its product olfactory receptor family 2 subfamily T member 11 (gene OR2T11). Gene Ontology annotation, cellular component: membrane. Gene Ontology annotation, molecular function: G protein-coupled receptor activity; olfactory receptor activity. NCBI's taxonomy places the organism in Eukaryota, Metazoa, Chordata, Mammalia, Primates, Hominidae. Bases 199 to 1149 code for a protein of 316 amino acids. The record is from RefSeq and is a predicted model, not a curated record. Gene Ontology annotation, biological process: G protein-coupled receptor signaling pathway. The transcript is spliced from 2 exons.
ACCUGAUGACCCACGUUGAGGGGUAAUCAGAUUCCCUGUGGGGUCUUUCUGCAGCCUCUAGCCUGGAAGCUUCAUCCUGACAGUACCCUCAGAAGUGUCACCUCCACUGCAGACCUUUCCCAGCUUGAACGUGUUCUCUUGCCUCCUUCCUGGUCAUUGUGUCUUCCCAUUGCCCUGGGACGCUCAUGGGCCAUAUCGAUGAUGAACACGUCAUCCUCUGACUUCACCCUCUUGGGGCUUCUGGUAAACAGUGAGGCUACAGGGAUUGUAUUUACAGUGAUCUUUGCUGUUUUCGUGGUGGCUGUAACUGCAAAUUUGGUCGUGAUAUUCUUGAUUCAGGUGGACUCUCGCCUCCAUACCCCCAUGUACUUUCUUCUCAGUCAGCUGUCCAUCAUGGACACCCUUUUCAUCUGUACCACUGUCCCAAAGCUCCUGGUGGACAUGGUUUCUAAAGAGAAGACCUUUUCCUUUGUGGCCUGUGGCAUCCAGAUCUUCCUCUAUCUGACCAUGAUUGGCUCUGAGUUCUUCCUCCUGGGCCUCAUGGCCUAUGAUCGCUACGUGGCUGUCUGUAACCCUCUGAGAUAUACAGUCCUGAUGAACCGCAAGAAAUGUCUUUUGCUGGCUGCUGGUGCCUGGUUUGGUGGCUCUGUCGAUGGCUUUCUGCUCACUUCGGUCACCAUGAAUGUCCCUUACUGUGGCUCCCGAAGUAUCAACCAUUUUUUCUGUGAGAUCCCAGCAGUUCUGAAACUGGCCUGUGCGGACACGUCCUUGUAUGAAACUCUGAUGUACAUCUGCUGUGUCCUCAUGUUGCUCAUCCCCAUCUCUAUCAUCUCCACCUCCUACUCCCUCAUCUUGUUAACCAUCCACUGCCUGCGCUCUGCUGAAGGUCGCAAAAAGGCCUUCGCCACUUGUUCCUCCCACUUGACUGUAGUUGGCAUCUUCUAUGGGGCUGCCUUCUACACAUACGUGCUGCCCAGGUCAUUCCACACCCCCGAGCAGGACAAAGUAGUGUCAGCCUUCUAUACCAUUGUCACGCCCAUGCUUAAUCCUCUCAUCUACAGCCUCAGAAACAAGGACAUCAUAGGGGCAUUUAAAAAGGUAUUUGCAUGUUGCUCAUCUGCUCAGAAAGUAGCAACAAGUGAUGCUUAGUCAUUGCCAAGAGAAUAAACUUCCUAAGAACUUCCUCCAUUUGCCCUGUUUCCCUAGAGAUGAUUUGCUCAGCUAUCAACGUACACUUACUACUGGCAGUUAAGAUGAUUCACUCUGUCUGGAUUCUUGCUCCUCAGGGAAGCAAGGGAAAGAUGUUUUAUUGUUAUGCAGAGACCUUUCAGUGAAGUAUCAAAAAUGGUUUAUUAAGUUAAAUAAUUUAUCUGGUCUUGUUUAUUUUCUCUAGGGAAGAAAAACUCCAAAUAUUAGAGUUCACAGCAAACUUUCACUCUGAACUAGAUCUCCACGAUAUUUGUUCAUGUUUAAACAACACAAAAUGAAAGAAAAAACCUACAAAAGCUAUCAAAUGUUUACAGUCAAAUUCUGUGAUUAGCAGCAAUAGAGUAAAAGAAUGCCAAUAUACAAGUGGCAAAGAAAAUAAAAGCACACAUUUUAGUCGUGUUUUUAUUAUAGUAUUAACCCCCAAGUAACUAUAAGCUCUAAUAUCUCUGAAUCUCUGACCCUCUUGAGUGCAGAUAGCAGCUGUCAAAUACUAGGCCACAAUAAAUGGUGGUGAAUUGAACAGAACUGAGUAUGAAUGGGUGGGUGGAGGUUCAACAUGACACAGCUACUCACAGGGAAUAGACUCUAACACUUAGCAUCAAAGAACACGACUGCCACUUUCCUUGAGAGUGUAUUAACAGGAUACCAGGUUCAUUAACAUCCAUGGCCAGAAACUUCACUUUUCCAAGUUCUGUGAUUCAACAGCAACACUUUAAGGCACUUUGAAUUUGGCUGAGUGGGGUGGGAAGUCCUUGGAGUUUCCCAUGCGGGUGUUACAUGAUAACAGACACAUUCUUAAAAGCAUCACUAUGCCUAUAGUGUAGGAAAAUAGAACAAAGGGCAAACAUGGAUACAGGAAGACAAUUCAGGAGGUUUCAGAGAUGAGAAACAAGGAUGGCUUGUGUAGGGUGGACACAAAAGGAUUUAGCUCAUGGAUUUGGCGUAUGUUAGCAACAGAUGUAGAGUGAAGGAUAACUUAUUGGUUUGGGCCCAAGUGAAUAAAAAAAUGGAAUUUUCAUUGAUAUUUGGAAAACUGGCCAGUAGCAGAAGUCAAGAAUUCACUUAAGAUAAUUUGGAAAUAUCUAUUAGGUAUUUAAGCUAGGCCGGGUGCAGCGGCUCGUACCUGUACUCCCAGCACUUUAGGGGAGACCAAGGAGGAUGGAUUGCUUGAGCUCAGGAGUUUGAGACCAGCCUGCCAACAUAGCAAAACCCCAUCUCUACCAAAAACACAAAUAUUAGUUGGGUGUGGUGGCACAUGCCUGUAGUCCCAGCUACUUGGGAGGAUCAUUGGAGGCUGAGAAGUUGAGGCUGCAGUGAGCCGUGAUGGCACCACUGUGCUCCAGCCUGAGUGGCAGAGUGAGACCUUGUCUCAAAAUAAAUACAUAAAUACAGAAAGAUAUUGAAGCUAUAUGUAAAGUCAAUUGUACUUCAGAUUAGAGUUCUGAACAUAAGGCAUACAUUUAAUAAUCUUCAGAGUACAGAGAGUGUUUAAAAACAGGGUUUUUUGAGAGUUUUCUUAAGAGAAAGCUUGAGACUGAGAUCUGAGGCAGCUGGCGUCACAUGAAAAAUUAGAACAGAUAGGGCUUUAUGAGGUAAGAAAAAAUCUAAAAGUGUUUAAAGAAAGACAGUAUAAGCAACUGCAACAAGUGCAGUCUAUGGUUGAAAUAAGUGAGAUUUGGUUACUCUAUUUAGCAACAUGAAGGUUACUUGUAACCUUAGUGACCAUUUUUAAUGGAGAUAUGCUUAGAGAUGAUUCAGGGUAAAAUAAAGGGAGAGGAAGUGGAUAAGGUAAGUUGAGUAUGAAUUUUUAGAUAUUUUUUGUAAAGGAAAUGGAGUAUAACUAGAAAAACAUGUGAUACCAAUGUGUUGGAUGUUAAUGUUGUUGUCAUGUGAUAUUGAGUAUGAAUUUCAAAGGAAUAAUUCAGUACAAAAAGAAAAUCGAUAUAUGAGAAAUGGAGAAAACUUUCAGAAAGAUGGCCUUUGAGAGUGGCCAAAAGCACAGAAACCAGUUUAGAAGUGGAGAGACUGACCUUUUGUAAGAGCAUGGCCAAUUCAUUGACAAUAGCAGGAGGUCAGGCAGAGCACAUGUGCUAUAACUAAGCUCCCUUCAGAUGGUUUGUAUCUUCUCAGUGCAAUUAAUGAGUAAAGAUCAGGGUGGUCCUGCCAAAAGUUUGAGAGGAGAAGAGAAUCAUCUUGGAGAACAGGUAAGUUAAUAAGCUAGUAGAGAUACCUGGAUUGUAGGACAACCUUAGGACUCCCCCUCCUUUGCAUUGAAUUUAUGAAUUUAGCACAGCACAUUUGUCAGACAAUUCAUGUGUGUUCGGCAUGGUGGCCAGAAAAUAGUAGGCACUCAAUAUGUUAACUAGGAUUAUGUUAAAAACAAGGACAAAAUAACAGCAGCUGCUCUUGUUACUACUACAAACUUAUUCCUCUGUGAAUAAAGUAUGUCAUAUUUAUGCUUUUCCAAUGCUUAUAAUUUGCAGCAUGUAAUAGAUAUUCAGUAGCUGUUUAUUUUAAUAAAUUUGUCUCUUUGGGCAAUUAAAAGUUGUAU